AUGUCGGCUUUUUAUCGCAUGUGUCACUGCUCCCUACUCGAAGUUCGACCUCAUCCAGUCACAAAACUGUCAGAAUGGAACAUGCAUUUGCAAGUUCUCGAGCAGGAUAGGCUUGACCAGCUGUUCCAGUCGGAAGUGCACGCGCAAGCAGCUGAACGCGCUGACGAACAAAGCCCAGACGAGAGAUUGGAAGAGCAGGAAGCGCCAGAUCUGCCCGCUAGGAGGCCUCGUUCGCAGCGAAACCGAGAUGCAGGGCGGGUUAAUGGGCGCGGCCAGCUACACAACAUAGACGUCGCAAAUCAUGAAACUAGUUCGGAGGCAGAUACCCCAAAUGACGUGCCGGAUAUUAUGGAGGACUCGGAUAGAUCAGAAAUUCUACCAGCUAGAAGACCUCGUGCAAGAAGACCACAGGCCAAUCCUAGGAGACAUCGCUCCAAUAUGGCCAACGUUAACAAUCGACCCAACCCCGCUGGUGCAUCCACGCAAGAGGCAGCGAGCGACUUUGAUGCACCUGAGACUGUAUCUAGCAGUGAUCCAGACGAACCAACUCUCCCUGCUAGAAGGCCACGAACCCAUCGCAGAUUGGCGGAACCCGAAUUACUACCUGAACACCAUACUAGCUCAGAUGAUCCUUCAAACCCACAUUUGCCGGCAUACUACCCUCAUAGACAACCAGCACAGAGCCGAAUCAACAAUCCCCAACAUCCUUUAGAAAUAGACCCAGAGGAUAAUAAUAGCGACUCGGUGCCGAUAAUCAUGGGUCCGGAAUCCGAUAUUGAAAUGGGCACAGCAUCAGAUUCCGAGGUCGACCCCGCUCGUAAUAGUGGGAUGAAUUCAACAAGCUCGGAAGCUAGUAAUAAUUUCUCAGGGGGUGGUAGUAUUGGCGUUGGGCAGUUGAGUUCUGAUAUAGAGCUCUUUGGAAGUACAAACAGCGAGGACCUAGAAGGAACCGAUGAGGAAAGACUGGGAUCAGGAAUGAUGCGGAGAGGGUUUGUCGCCGAACCACCUAUAUCAAAUGCCGAAGCUGUCGAUAGCUACGACGACAUUACAGAAUCUUCAGCGGAUGAUUCAUCAGAUGAUCCUUCAUCAAGUGACAGCGAUAAUAUGGAUAUGGAUCAUGAUCACGAGUCAGGGCAUCCGCCACCGAUAUCACCUCUUUAA
Messenger RNA from Morchella sextelata, 1161 nucleotides. RefSeq lists its product as uncharacterized. The transcript has 2 exons. Lineage: Eukaryota; Fungi; Ascomycota; Pezizomycetes; Pezizales; Morchellaceae. Bases 1 to 1161 code for a protein of 386 amino acids. The record is from RefSeq and is a predicted model, not a curated record.